AUGAGCGAAGACAAUGACCCCACACUGGAAGAGUCCGGGCAUGUAGCCUCACACUCCGGAAGUACAGGCAAGCGAGCCUUCAGAAUUUGCGGUCUGGGAGGCUACGCAGUUCAGGUGGAUGUAGACCCUAUGACCAUGGGCUGGGAAGUCGUGGAAGCGGUAGCAGCCCAAGUCGGCCGCCCCGCGGAGUCCCUUCUGCUGACCUCGGGCGGCAGUGUGCUCAAUCUACGUGGGUCCCUGCUGGAACAGGUGACGAACAGCGAAGUCACGUACGUGGCUCAACGCUUCGGUGCGGGUCGGGCCGCGGUGGGCUUGGAAAAAGCUCUUGCGAAGAAAGCCUUCACUCCUGCGGAUGCGUGCGCUCUCAAUGAAGUCGCCUCCUUGACUUUUGGCUUGGACUUCAACCAGAGCUUGGAGGGGAUCCAGCUGCCCAGCACCCUGCAGACAUUGACGUUUGGCUACGAGUUCAACCAGAGUUUGGAUGGGGUGCAGCUGCCCAGCACUCUGCAGACGUUGACGUUUGGCUACAAGUUCAACCAGAGUUUGGAGGGGGUUCAGCUCCCCAGCACCGUGCAGACGUUGACGUUUGGGUACAGCUUCAACCAGAGUUUGGAGGGGAUCCAGCUGCCCAGCUCCCUGCAGACGUUGACGUUUGACUACCAGUUCAACCAGAGUUUGGCAGGGAUCCAGUUGCCCUGCGCGCUGCAGACGUUGACGUUUGGCCACAAGUAUAACCAAAGCUUGGAGGGGAUCCAGCUGCCCAGCACCUUGCAAACGUUGACGUUUGGUUGGGACUUCAACCAGAGUUUGGAGGGGAUCCAGCUGCCCAGCACGUUGCAGACGUUGACGUUUGGCUACGAGUUCAACCAGAGUUUGGAUGGGAUCCAGCUGCCCAGCACCCUGCAGACGUUGACGUUUGGCGGCCACUUCAGUCAGAGCUUGGAGGGGAUCCAUUUGCCCAGCACCCUGCAGAAUUUGACGUUUGGAUACGGCCUCAAACAGAUCUUGAACGGGAUCCAGCUGCCCAGCACCCUGCAGACGUUGACGUGUGGUUGGGACUUCAACCAGAGCUUGGAGGGGAUCGAGCUGCCCGGCACCCUGCAGGCGUUGACGUUUGGCUACAAGUUCAACCAGAGUUUGGAGGGGAUCCAGCUACCCAGCACCCUGCAGACAUUGACAUUUGGAGCUGGUUUCAACCAGAGCCUGCAUGGGAUCCUGUUCCCCAGCACCCUACGGACGUUGACGUUCGGCCACAAGUUCAACAAGAGUUUGGAGGGGAUCCAGCUGCCCAGCACCCUGCGGACGUUGACAUUUGGGUACGGCUUUAACCAGAGUUUGGAGGGGAUCCAGCUGCCCAGCACCCUGCGGACGUUGACAUUUGGGUACGACUUUAACCAGAGCUUGGCGGGGAUCCAGCUGCCCAGCUCCCUGCAGACACUGACGUUUGGCUACCAGUUCAACCAGAGUUUGGAGGGGAUCCAGUUGCCCUGCACCCUGAAGACGUUGACGUUUGGGUACAGCUUCAACCAGAGUUUGGAGGGGAUCCAGUUGCCCUGCACUCUGCAGACAUUGAUGUUUGGCCACAUGUUCAACCAGAGUUUGGAGGGGAUCCAGCUGCCUAGCACCCUGCAGACCUUUGGCGGCCACUUGAACCAGAGUUUGGCCGGGAUCCAGUUGCCCUGCGCCCUGCAGACGUUGACCUUUGGCCACACGUAUGACCAAAGCUUGGAGGGGAUCCAGCUGCCCAGCACCUUGCAGACGUUGACGUUUGGUUGGACCUUCAACCAGAGCUUGGAGGGGAUCCAGCUGCCCAGCACGUUGCAGACGUUGGCGUUCGGCUACAAGUUCAACCAGAGUUUGGAUGGGAUCCAGCUGCCCAACACCUUGCAGACGUUGUCGUUUGGUCGGAGCUUCAACCAGAGCUUGGACGGGGUCCAGCUCCCCAACAGCUUGCAGAGUGUUCAAUUUCCGUCGUUUUGUGUUGCCACCUCGAUGAGCACAGAAGAGGCACAAGGCAAAAAGGACGCCUGGAUGACCAUCAAAGCCUGA
This is a messenger RNA of Symbiodinium natans, 2049 nucleotides long. The record is from the annotation of a GenBank genome assembly. Lineage: Eukaryota; Dinophyceae; Suessiales; Symbiodiniaceae.